AUGGGUGGAAAUGAAACUAGUGAGCUUCCGAUCAUCAACCUCUCAGACAAGAACCUGAAACCGGACACAGAGCUCUGGAUAUCGACGAGAGACAGCGUCCGUGAAGCCAUGGAGCACCAUGGAUGGUUUGUGGCAGAGUACAACAGAUUUCCAACAGAACUCCACCAGUCGAUUUUGGAUGCCGCCAAGGAACUUCUGGAUCUUCCUCCAGAAGUCAAGCUGAAGAACGAGAACCACAAGGCCGGUCACGGCUACAUCACCAUGAUCUCCGAUGGCAAUCCCGUUCACGAGGGUCUCGGUAUUGACCAAGUCAACGAUAUCCAACAGUGCCGCCGAUUCUCACGUCUCAUGUGGCCUAAUCAUCAUGACAAUGACCAUUUCUGUGAAACUGUUCACGCAUAUGGGAAAAUGCAAGCGGAACUAGAGCAACUGGUGAUAAGGAUGCUGUUCGAGAGCUAUAACCUAGAGAGGCAUGCAGAGAAACACAUAAGUGGAUCACGUUACCUUCUUCGUUUGCUGAAAUACAGAAGACUCCCUAACGGAGAGCCCAACAGAAAGUUCAUUUCUCAUACGGACAAGAGCUUCAUCUCCAUUCUUCAUCAAAACAACAUCAACGGACUCAUGUUGAAAUCCGAGAAAUACGAUGUUUGGUAUCCUUUUAAACCUUCGCCAACUCGGUUUGCUGUUAUAGCAGGCGACGCCAUCAUGGCGUGGAGCAACGACAGAAUCAAAGCGUGUUAUCACAAGGUGGAGAUGGAGAGCGUGGAAGUGAGGUAUUCAUUUGGUUUCUUCUCGUUCCAACAAGGAAUGAUAUCGACACCAGAGGAGAUGGUGGACAAGGACCAUCCUUUAGCAUACAAGCCCUUUCACCAUGACGGACUUCUUGAUUUCUAUGAAACAUUAGAGGUUCAUCUCAAGGCUCACCGUACCAUGACCAAAGUCUAUUGUGGCAUCCAACAAGCGUAUGAUCCUUAA
Molecule: messenger RNA, 975 nt
Organism: Microthlaspi erraticum
Lineage: Eukaryota; Viridiplantae; Streptophyta; Magnoliopsida; Brassicales; Brassicaceae
Source: the annotation of a GenBank genome assembly